AUGCCGGAAUGUAGCCUCGAUCCACCAGAAGACUUGCCACUUGCCAGUCCAACUACACCGGCACCCUACAAGACCACAACGUUCAAACAGAGGUUGAGAGAGACGGAAUGGUCAAAAAGAUGGGGUUGGAAUCUGUUCACCACGGCCAUGGGUACGGGGGCCGUCAUGGUUUGUGUGCAUAGUAUUCCAUACCAUUUCAAAGGGCAACCUGCCAUAGCCACGGUAUUCUUCAUGUUGGACAUUCUGAUCAUUUCAAUAUGCACGACAAUGACCAUCAUCCGAGCGAUCAAGCAUCCGCUGGUAUUUAGGCACUCGUUCUUCGAUCAGACUGAGGCACCUUGGUUACCCACUUUUAACCUUACCAUAGCGACCAUCUUGAUAGGGAUGAUCGAGCUUGGUAUACCGAAGACUGGACCUUGGUUCAUUGUCACGUUGGAAGUCUUGUACUGGGUAUAUAUCUUCCUAGGUGCUUGUACCGCUCUGAUCCUCCAGAAUACCUUUCGACUGCUUCCCCGUCCUCUCCACCUCAUCGGGCCUGUGGAAUGUCUGGAAUGUUUCCCGUUGAUGUUAGCAGGUUCGAUCGGGUCGAUGUUAUGUGUAGAAGUUAACAAGCUGGACUCAGGAAGGGCGUUAAUUAUCUUGUUAUUCGCUAUCGUGUGUCAAGGGUUGGGUUUCUGGAUGAGCUUGAUUAAACUCUCAUCGUGGAUGCUCCAUCACAUCGUUCUCCCCCGCGCACCCUCCAAAACGCUCCCUUCAUAUAUGAUAGCAGCAGGGGCUCCAGGCUUUACCGCAUUCGCACUAGUGAACAUAGGGAAUGCUUCGGUGGAGAUAUUCCCCGCCACCGGGUUCUUGAAGGGACAAGGGAUAGAUCCGAUGUUGGCUGCUCAGGUGUUUGCCGUCGUCGGCAAUUGGUUUGGGCUGCUGUGCGUGGGGAUGUACGUAUGGAUAGUGAUGAUAUUCUUAGGAUGGGGCCUGCUGCGCAUCAUCGAUAUGAUCCAACAUGGUUACCUGGGGAAAUACGAAUUGUCCUUAUGGGCAUUUACCUUUCCUUUAUCAGGUGCGAUAGCAUGUUGGGGUCACUGGGCAGAAUUCUUCCCUUCUAAAGCUUUCGGAAUACUGAAUGUUAUUGGUACGGUAUUCGUAUUUCUCAUGUGGUUGUUCAAUUCCAUCGGCACUCUCACUCUGCUAUAUAACGGUAUCCUCCCAGGUGUACCCAAGGAAUUUGUGCCUUCCGAACUGAAUACAGCCUACGACUUGACAGAGGAUCUGACGGGCUUGGACCUAGAUGAGAUUCGGUACCAGGGGCCCGACGUGGAACGUGGUGAAGGAGACAUUACUUUUAAUUCGAGGUUAUCCACCGCUGUGAACAGCUUAAAUGGUGAAGCAGGUGUAACCAGGAUGAGGGGUAGAGGAUGA
Messenger RNA from Kwoniella botswanensis, 1416 nucleotides. RefSeq lists its product as uncharacterized. Lineage: Eukaryota; Fungi; Basidiomycota; Tremellomycetes; Tremellales; Cryptococcaceae. Gene Ontology annotation, molecular function: malate transmembrane transporter activity. Gene Ontology annotation, biological process: malate transmembrane transport. The record is from RefSeq and is a predicted model, not a curated record. Gene Ontology annotation, cellular component: membrane. The coding region runs from base 1 to 1416 and encodes 471 amino acids. The transcript is spliced from 8 exons.